This is a messenger RNA of Aspergillus viridinutans, 2157 nucleotides long. RefSeq names its product mRNA-binding ribosome biosynthesis protein NOP4. Lineage: Eukaryota; Fungi; Ascomycota; Eurotiomycetes; Eurotiales; Aspergillaceae. Gene Ontology annotation, molecular function: RNA binding. Bases 1 to 2157 code for a protein of 718 amino acids. The record is from RefSeq and is a predicted model, not a curated record. The transcript has a single exon.
AUGGACUCCCCAAAGAAAGAUAAAGUUCAGGACGACAAAGUCUCGACGCAGGCAAGAAGGACCCUCUUCGUUCGGUCGCUUCCCACCUCAGCUACGACCGAGAGCCUUACGGAAUACUUCUCUCAAUCCUACGUUAUCAAGCAUGCAACUGCUGUUAAUGAUCCGGAAACGAAGCAGUGCAAGGGUUAUGGUUUCGUUACCUUUGCCGAUCUCGAAGACGCGCAAGCUGCGCUAAAGGAGUUCAACGGGUCCGUCUUCGACGGGAAAAGAAUCAGAGUCGACUACGCUCAGCCGCGUCACCGUGAGAUUGAUGAAAAUCUCGGGAAAAGUGUGCCAGCUCCUGCUGCCCUUGAACUUAAGAAACAGCGGGAGCAACAGAAAGCAGCUACCCACCCCCCGAAGCUCAUUGUCCGAAACUUGCCUUGGAGCAUCAAAGAACCAGAAGAUCUAGCGGUACAUUUCAGAAGUUUCGGCAAAGUUAAAUAUGUCACGCUUCCCAAGAAAGGUGAUCAGCUGGCAGGGUUCGGCUUCGUCGUUUUACGAGGAAAGAAGAAUGCCCUAAAGGCACUGCAGGCCGUCAACGGCAAAGAGGUGGACGGAAGAACGCUGGCGGUUGAUUGGGCUGUAGAUAAGGAAGUAUGGGAGAACUUGAAGAAGGAGUCUGAGAAGGAGGAGACCCAGGAGGAUGCGGGAUCGAGCGACGUUGGAAUGGCAGAUGACGCGGAAGCGGCAUCCGAUAAUGAAGAUGUCGAGUCCGAUGACUACGAUGAAGAUGAGGAUAUGGACGAUGACGAUGAGGAGGACGACGAAGAUAUGGAUGAGGACGAGGACGACGAAGAUAUGGAUGAGGACGAGGGCGACGAAGACGAAGACGAAAGAGAAGAGAAAGAAGACGAUCGAAAUGCUUGUACGAUUUUCAUUCGGAAUCUACCCUUCACAUGUACAGACGAGACCCUUUACGAGCACUUUACGCAGUUCGGCCCCCUUCGAUACGCGCGAAUUGUCGUCGACCCGGAAACAGAACGUCCCCGUGGUACCGGCUUUGUUUGUUUCUGGAAGGUUGAGGAUGCCGCAUUGUGCGUGCGCGAAGCCCCGAAACAACAAGAUACUUUGAUCGCGGAGAAGGACAAAGGAAAGAAGUCUUCCACCGCACUCAAGCACUCCAUUCUGCAGAAUGAGAAUUCUGACCCCAGCGGCCGCUAUACCUUAGACGGUCGUGUGCUCCAGGUCGCCCGUGCCGUGAGCAAAUCACAAGCGGCCAGACUCGAAGAGGAGGGUGUAUCAAAUCGACUGGUUCGUGAUACUGACAAGCGCCGUCUUUUCCUCUUGUCAGAAGGUACUAUCUCUCCCAACUCUUCUCUGUACCAGAAGCUUUCGCCGUCCGAGAUCAAGAUGAGAGAGGACAGCUUCAAGCAACGACAGAACUUUAUCCGGAAGAACCCGGCACUACAUUUCAGUUUGACCCGUCUCUCGAUACGCAAUAUCCCACGUCACGUCACCUCCAAGGACCUCAAGCAGCUUGCUCGACAGGCUGUGGUCGGCUUCGCCAAAGAUGUCAAGGGAGGUCAACGUCAGCCUCUCUCCAAAGAAGAACUCACACGAUCAGUCGAGGCUAUGAAAGAGGCAGAACAGUACCGGAAGUCAAAGGGCAAGGGUAUUGUGAAGCAAGCCAAGAUUGUCUUUGAGAGUCGAGAGGGAACCAAGAUCAGCGAGAACACCGGAGCAGGCCGAAGCCGGGGCUACGGUUUCAUCGAGUACUACACACAUCGACAUGCGCUUAUGGGUUUAAGAUGGCUUAACGGUCAUGCUGUCGAAGCCCCUAAGAGCGGGUUGGCGGACAUCAAAGAUAAGAAGAAGCGACUGAUCGUCGAGUUCGCCCUUGAGAACGCCCAGGUUGUUAAACGAAGGAACGAGAUGGAGGCCAGGGCACGCACCAAAAAGGAAAGUCAUCAGAACAACGGAGAUACCCCGAGCAAAGAUGAUUCGAACAGCAAAGCUUCUCCCAAUGGCAAGAAGCGGAAGCGAUCCGAAAGCCGUGGCAGCGGCAAGGAGCAGGACGGAGACCGCGACGCGGAAGAAGAGAACAAGCUCGCCAAACGCAAUCGGAUCAUUUCUAGGAAAAGGAUGCAGCGGAAAGCUCGAAAAGGGAAGGCUUAG